This is a messenger RNA of Aspergillus nidulans FGSC A4, 1518 nucleotides long. Its product is annotated as putative cytochrome P450. The record is from RefSeq and is a predicted model, not a curated record. Gene Ontology annotation, molecular function: monooxygenase activity; heme binding; iron ion binding. The transcript has 4 exons. Lineage: Eukaryota; Fungi; Ascomycota; Eurotiomycetes; Eurotiales; Aspergillaceae. Bases 1 to 1518 code for a protein of 505 amino acids.
AUGCAUCCAACGCUUCUGUACACGUGCACCUUUUUCAUAACUGUUACAGCCUUGCUCUGGCGAUAUUUCCGGGUCCCCAGCACAAUCCCGUCUAACAUCCCGCGGAUCCCCAUCUGGGUGAAUUUCUACGCGUGGUACCACGACCUCUCGGUAAUAGAACUUUAUGACGCCUUCUACCGCAAGAUAAUGGAAGAGCACGGUGCAGUUGUGGUCUGGUUCACAGGCGCCUGGUGCAUUUUAGUCACGAAACCAGAGUACCUCGUCGAAAUCUUCCGCAACGAAGACACAUACCCGAAAGUGGGCGUGAACGUUCGUGGAAAAGGAAGUCUAAUGGGGAUUUUCGCAGGCGAGAAUAUCAUCAACUCAAGCAAACCGACUUGGGCUACGCUUACGAAAGUGAUGAAGCCGGGGUUUCUCAAGAGUUUUGACGCGCAGGCCAUCCAUGCCAAGGCGAAGAAAGUUCCUGAGCGGUUAUUGCAGGCUCAGAGCGAGGUUGGGAAGGGGAAAGGCGUCCCUGCUACGCAAUGGAUGGAGAAGUACGCGCAGGAUGUUAUGGGACUUUGUCUAUUUAAUUUUGACUUGCAGGCGCUGGACGAACCCCGUGUACCGUAUGCGCCUCUGUUGGGGCAGAUUAUACCCACGAUCUUCAGCCGGUGGGCGUUUUAUUUUCCGACUCUGGAUAUUCCCGGUCGAUAUUUUCUCUCGCGUAAGGCGACGCUCGAUAACAUCGCCAAGUUUGACAGCCUACUUAAUGAGAUUGUUGAGUCAACUUUAAAUGCGGAUGCAGAGAAGCAACCGAAAGUAGUUUCGCAUAUGCUCAAGCGGGCCCUGGAUAACGGUCAAUUGACCCCCGAGCUGUACAGAUACAAUCUGCGCAUGUCGUUCAUGUUCGGGCAUGAUACUACUGCUAUCUUCAUGGGACUGACUAUGUAUGUGCUGGGAAAUAAUACAGUCCUCCAAGACCGCCUCCGCACCGAAGUCCUCCAAUCGACGGGCAAGACUAUCCAUCAACUCCCCUACCUGACUUCCCUCCUCUACGAAGUCCUUCGACUGUACCCCCCAGUAACCGAAGUGCUCAACCACACUGUAUCCCGGCCCACAGCGCUCGGUGGGAAGGUCACCAUUCACCCAGGCACCUGGCUAGGUUGGAACGCCUACGGUGUACACACUAACCCGGCCAUAUGGGGUCCCGACGCAUUGGAAGUUAGGCCUGAGCGCUGGGGUGACACUGUAAAGGAUAUCCAAGCCAGCUUUAGGCUGCAGAGUACGAAGGGGAACUAUAUCCCGUUCUCGCUGCAUGCAAGGAAGUGCCUUGGACAGAGUCUGGUGCUUACCGAAGUCAAGCUGUUGAUGUUUGAGAUGGUGAGACAGCUUAAGUGGGUUGUUGACCCGACGUAUAAGCUCAAUCUGGGCGGGGUUACGUUUACGAUGCUGCUAGGGUUGCGGCUGAUCGUGGAGGAGCUGGAACUGGAUAGCCGAGACACUGUCGCGGAUGAGAAAUCCCAGAUGCAUACUUGA